Molecule: messenger RNA, 1197 nt
Organism: Lynx canadensis (Canada lynx)
Lineage: Eukaryota; Metazoa; Chordata; Mammalia; Carnivora; Felidae
Gene: KLF8
Product: Kruppel like factor 8
Exons: 6
Coding region: 1-1182 (393 amino acids)
Biological process (GO): regulation of transcription by RNA polymerase II
Molecular function (GO): DNA-binding transcription factor activity, RNA polymerase II-specific; RNA polymerase II cis-regulatory region sequence-specific DNA binding
Source: RefSeq, a predicted model, not a curated record
AUGAGCAAGGCACCUGACCUUCCAGGACCUCAGGAGGCACCUCAGAGAAACGCUGCCUCACUGCUCGUGUCUCAGACAUCUGUCUACAUGGAAUCUACAGACCUUCUUUUGGAAGAGGAAUCGCCAGUAGUUCCAGAGGCUCUCUUUGCUUGUUGUGGGCAAUAUUUGGCCUCUGGAAUGAAUGUCACUGGCUCUGUUCAUAUCAGAGAUCCUCUUAAGACAGAAGAUAGAGGGAAUAUGACAUCUCCACCAUUCCCAGAUGCCAGUCCCAUGGAGAACCCAGCACUAUUUAGUGACAUCAAGAUUGAGCCCCCAGAAGAACUUCUGGCUAAUGAUUUCAACCUGCCCCAGGUGGAACCAGUUGACCUCUCUUUUCACAAGCCCAAGGCUCAUCUCCAGCCUGCCAGCAUGCUGCAACCUCCAAUAUUCACUCCCAAGCCAAAGCCUGCUCUCCAGACACUUGUAGUGUCCACUUCAACGUCUGACACAGGCACUUCAGCAAAUAUCCCUACUGUUCUGACUCCAAGGUCUCUCCUGGCCUCCUCUCAAGGAACUGGUGGCCAGCAGAUCUUUCAUGUGAUUCACACCAUCCCCUCAGUCAGACUGCCAAAUAAGUUGGGUGGCCUAAAGACCAUCCCAGUAGUGGUACAGUCACUUCCCAUGGUGUAUACUACUUUGCCUGCUGAUGGGGGCCCUGCAGCCAUUACAGUCCCACUCAUUGGAGGAGAUGGCAAAAAUGCUGGAUCAGUGAAAGUUGACCCCACCUCCAUGUCUUCACUGGAGAGCCCAAGUGACAGUGAGGAGAGUGAGAUUAAGAGUGGAUCCUCGGCUUUACAGGGUGUUCAGGGACUACAGCAAGAACCAUCAGCAAUGACCCAAAUGCAGGGAGAAGAGUCUCUUGAUUUGAAGAGAAGACGGAUUCACCAAUGUGACUUUGCAGGAUGCAACAAAGUGUACACCAAAAGCUCCCACCUGAAAGCCCACCGCAGAAUCCAUACAGGAGAGAAGCCUUAUAAAUGUACCUGGGAUGGCUGUUCCUGGAAAUUUGCUCGUUCAGAUGAGCUCACCCGCCAUUUUCGCAAGCACACAGGCAUCAAGCCCUUCCAGUGCACAGACUGCAACCGUAGCUUCUCUCGCUCUGACCACCUAUCCCUGCACCGCAGGCGCCAUGACACAAUGUGAGAAGCAUAGACUACA